AAACUAAGGAUAAACAAACUUGAUCCAAAAUUGUAAAUCUCUUUUUUCCUUCACUCUCGUCAGUGCAACCCUAAACAGAAUUUUGAAUAAUCAAAAUCCACUGCCCACUGUCUCCGUCAACUCUUCAAAUCUCAAUUCCACUUCCUUCCUUUGUUGCCGUCGCGAUCCUCUCUAAUCGCAGCUCCGAACUUCGCGAAUCGCUGAGCUGUGAACGCGCUUCAUCUGUCUCUGCGAUUCCUCAAGGAGUUAUAUAAUUAAUGACUUGACGCUCAUUACACAGGAUUCAAAUUUGCUCUCUGUUUCUCCUAGAUUUUUCUUUACCCUCCAUGGCAUAUCCCUUCUCAGAUUUCAAGUACUCUGACGGCCUCACUGUAGUGGGUAUCUCCUUCUGUACAGCUAUUGUCUGUGAAGCCAUCUCAUGGAUUCUUAUUUACCGCACCAAUUCUUACAAGAAUCUCCGGUCCUCCAUUGACAAAGCAUCCAAGAAACUCGAGACUAUGAAGACCGACAGCAACAAAAUCACCAUUAAGAAGUCCAAGACUAAAAAAAUCGACCGUGUUGAGACAAGCCUCAAAGAAUCUAGUCGUGACUUGUCUCUCUUCAAGUUCAAAUCAGGGGGUGUGGUUGCUCUUGUUCUCUUUGUGGUAUUUGGACUGCUAAAUUCACUCUUCGAAGGCAAGGUAGUUGCCAAAUUGCCGUUCCAGCCUUUUGGGCUUGUUAUGAAGAUGAGCCAUCGUGGGUUGCAAGGUAAUGAUCCCACUGAUUGUUCCAUGGCAUUUCUAUACUUCUUGUGUUCCAUUAGUAUCAGAACAAAUUUGCAGAAGUUCUUGGGUUUUGCACCGCCAAGGGGUGCAGGUGCUGGUCUCUUUCCAAUGCCAGACCCCAAGACCAGUUGAUCUAGCUCUGUUAUGUUAGCAUUUUAUCUCGCUAUUUCUAGGUUGAUGUUAAACUGGAACUGCAUAACUUUAUUCGGUUCUCUUAGGGAGACCAACAUGAUUUUAAUUGUUUUAACUGAGACUGAAGUAGUCGACUGCAGUUUUAUGAUGGUUAUUUGCUUGUUUUUUUAAGUACAAUAAAGAGUUUCUUUGCUUGUCAA
Vicia villosa (hairy vetch) is the source of this 1096-nucleotide messenger RNA. RefSeq lists its product as uncharacterized. The coding region runs from base 327 to 896 and encodes 189 amino acids. Gene Ontology annotation, molecular function: calcium channel activity. The transcript is spliced from 2 exons. The record is from RefSeq and is a predicted model, not a curated record. NCBI's taxonomy places the organism in Eukaryota, Viridiplantae, Streptophyta, Magnoliopsida, Fabales, Fabaceae. Gene Ontology annotation, cellular component: endoplasmic reticulum membrane; cytoplasm. Gene Ontology annotation, biological process: endoplasmic reticulum calcium ion homeostasis.